This is a messenger RNA of Pseudophryne corroboree (corroboree frog), 1164 nucleotides long. Its product is annotated as serine protease 27-like. Gene Ontology annotation, biological process: proteolysis. The transcript has 5 exons. Gene Ontology annotation, molecular function: serine-type endopeptidase activity. NCBI's taxonomy places the organism in Eukaryota, Metazoa, Chordata, Amphibia, Anura, Myobatrachidae. The coding region runs from base 1 to 1164 and encodes 387 amino acids. The record is from RefSeq and is a predicted model, not a curated record.
AUGGCUUCUGCUGCUUCGUUGCCUGCUGAUGCUUCUUCUUCAGUUACAGCUCCUGUUUCCUUGGUGAUUACUCCGGUGGUUCCUGGGACAUCUUCGGCCGCAGUGUCUGUGCCCGGUGAGGUGUCCCCUCCGGCUGGGAGCACGGCACCUCCUGCUGUUUCGGUGUCCGGAGUUCCGUUGGUGUCUGGGACCGUCUCUCCUGAAGGCGCAAUCUGUGGGAGGCCUGUGAUUUCUGACCGCAUUGUUGGAGGUGUGGAUGCAGCAGCUGGACAGUGGCCGUGGCAGGUCAGCCUGCAGCAGAAUAACGCUCCCCUUUGCGGGGGAUCAGUCAUCACUGACUCCUGGGUACUGACGGCCGCUCACUGCUUUGAAACGCCCCUCGAUAUCUCGGGAUAUGAAGUGUAUAUAGGGGCGUAUAAUCUGUCAAUCCUGCAGAACCCACAAACAGUGUCCAGAAAAGUGAAACAAGUCAUUAUCAACCCGGCCUUCACCGAAGAGGGAUCCAGUGGAGACAUUGCACUGGUGCAGCUGGACACCCCUCUCAAAUUUACCCCUUACAUCCUUCCCGCCUGCCUCCCCUCCCAGUCUGUGGAUCUUACAGUGGGUACCAUGUGCUGGGUGACAGGAUGGGGGGGUAUUAAAGAAGGAGUGCCACUGCCCUCCCCUCAAACCCUGCAGAUGGUACAGGUGGCUCUGAUCGCCAAUGCUAACUGCAAUUACAUGUACCAGUCCAGCAUGGGCUUGAACCCCAACCUGCAGCUGAUCCAUAAUGACAUGGUCUGCGCCGGGUACCAGCAGGGGAACAAAGAUUCAUGCCAGGGCGACUCGGGCGGCCCUCUUGUGUGCAAUGUGAAUGGGGUCUGGCUGCAGUACGGCAUUGUUAGCUGGGGGUAUGGGUGUGCACAGCUCGAUCAUCCAGGUGUUUACACGCGAACCCAAUAUUACCAGUCCUGGCUCCGGCGCUAUGUGCCGUCUUUGCCGUACAGUGAUGGAGGAAACGUUUUGUCUCCUAAUAUUUUAACUCCUAAUAGCACAGUGAUGAAUUCAACGGGCAAUGCUACCUUUACAAAACAGGACCUGUGGCCAGGAAACGGGGCUCACGCCCACGUCGGGUCAAUGGUUAUUGUGAUGCUGUUCCUCCUGUCUCUGGUGCUGGUUCUGUAA